This is a messenger RNA of Cicer arietinum (chickpea), 1204 nucleotides long. Its product is annotated as superoxide dismutase [Mn], mitochondrial. Lineage: Eukaryota; Viridiplantae; Streptophyta; Magnoliopsida; Fabales; Fabaceae. Gene Ontology annotation, molecular function: manganese ion binding; superoxide dismutase activity. Gene Ontology annotation, biological process: superoxide metabolic process. The record is from RefSeq and is a predicted model, not a curated record. Gene Ontology annotation, cellular component: mitochondrion.
AAAUAUUUCAUUUAUAGAGUCCACUCACCACCAUCAGCGAAUCAUCUAAUCCUCCACUCCAGUGUUGUUUGAGAACCUACAUUGUCAAUCAUCUUUCACCAUGGCCAUUCGAACCCUAUUCACUAGAAAAACCCUAACCUCUAUUCUCCGCAAUGAUCCAAACCCAAUUGUUGCAGGCAUAGCAGCAUCAACUCAAUCCCGUGACUUGCAUGUCUUCACGCUACCCGAUCUCGCUUACGACUAUGGCGCGUUGGAGCCUGUCAUCAGCGGCGAAAUCAUGCAGCUCCAUCAUCAAAAACAUCACCAGACUUACGUUACCAAUUAUAACAAAGCUCUCGAACAGCUUCACGAUGCCGUCGGUAAAGCCGAUUCAUCAACCACCGUUAAGCUUCAGAAUGCCAUCAAGUUCAACGGCGGAGGUCACAUCAACCAUUCUAUUUUCUGGAAAAACCUGGCUCCUGUUCGUGAAGGAGGUGGUGAACCACCAAGGGAUUCUCUGGGAUGGGCCAUUGACACUCAUUUUGGCUCUUUAGAAGCAUUGAUACAAAAGAUUAAUGCAGAAGGUGCAGCCCUUCAAGGGUCAGGAUGGGUGUGGCUUGGUCUUGACAAAGAAUUGAAGAGGCUUGUGGUUGAAACCACUGCAAACCAGGACCCACUGGUUACUAAAGGACCAAGUUUGGUUCCAUUGCUUGGUAUAGAUGUUUGGGAACAUGCCUACUACUUACAGUACAAGAAUGUUAGACCAGACUAUUUGAAGAACAUUUGGAAAGUUAUUAACUGGAAAUACGCCAGUGAAGUGUAUGAGAAAGAGAGCUCUUAGUCUAAAGUGCUGCUUGGUGUGGAACUUGGGACAACAGGUUUGCAGCGCGGUUAGAGAUGGAAUAAAAUGAUGUGAAGUAAUAGUUAAGAUCUUCCUUUGGGUGUUGGUCAUUUUCUAAGAAGUAACAGUUCAUGUACUUGACUUUAGAACCUUGAGCGCAAUGUGGCUGCAUUCCUUGUAGUAAAAUACCUGAGAUGGUCAUAUGCCGUAUGGAUUUUCUGAUAUUCGGAUAAGUUACUGUUUUUUUUCUUCUUCUUGGAUGUAAUACCUUUGUUCCAAUAAGAGUCUCUUGCGUGAAAUUCUGGCUCUCUAACUAAGCUUCUUUUGUGGGAAGAACAAGUAGGAGUUAUCAGUGCAUGUUUGAAUGGAAUUGUUUAUAUGAAA